Rhagoletis zephyria (snowberry fruit fly) is the source of this 712-nucleotide messenger RNA. RefSeq names its product putative glycine-rich cell wall structural protein 1. NCBI's taxonomy places the organism in Eukaryota, Metazoa, Arthropoda, Insecta, Diptera, Tephritidae. The record is from RefSeq and is a predicted model, not a curated record.
GUUCAAUGUUUACUUGUCGUUCGGUUUUAGAGGAACGCAGAGCUUUGCAUUUGUAUUGAAACGUGUUCGAAGAUGCAACGUUCGAGUGCCAGCCGGUUGUUGGCGCCGAUUGUGGCUGCGCUUGCUUUGAUGACUGUCGCAUAUUGCGAUCUUACAAACGCGCAUGAAGUUGAUAGUGAAAACGCGGCAGCGGUGGCAGUUGAAGCAGCCGUUUUAAGUCCAGUAGGACCACCGCGAGCCAAGCGCUCACCAGGAGGUGGUGGAGGUGGCGGUGGUCCCUAUGGCCUGCCCGGUGAACCGGGUGGUAAUGGAUACGGCGGUGCCGGAGGCUAUGGUGGUAAUGGUGGUGGCGGAAUUGGCGGUGGGGCUGGGCAGCCCGGUCAGCCAGGUGGCGGAUCUUAUGGGGGCGCUGGAGGUCUCGGCGGUGGUUAUGGUCGUGGUGGCGGUGGCUACGGAGGAGGUAAUGGCGGUUUUGGAGGGCCUGGUGGCGGUGGCUAUGGUGGCUAUGGCGGUGGACCCGGACAACCUGGACUGCCCGGUGGUUAUGGUGGAGGCGGUGGUGGUGGCGGCGGAGGUGGCGGCUCUCCUGGAUAUCCUGGCCUUCCUGGCGGUUCUGGUUAUGGUGGCUACGGUGGAGGUGGCGGCGGGGGACGUUAAAAUCUCCGGUUGUAUGUUUAUUCUUAAGACAAAUAAAGGAGAACUGAUUAUGUUA